This is a messenger RNA of Tigriopus californicus, 1617 nucleotides long. RefSeq names its product alkylglycerol monooxygenase-like. Gene Ontology annotation, cellular component: endoplasmic reticulum. The transcript is spliced from 9 exons. The coding region runs from base 187 to 1533 and encodes 448 amino acids. The record is from RefSeq and is a predicted model, not a curated record. Gene Ontology annotation, molecular function: oxidoreductase activity; iron ion binding. NCBI's taxonomy places the organism in Eukaryota, Metazoa, Arthropoda, Copepoda, Harpacticoida, Harpacticidae. Gene Ontology annotation, biological process: lipid biosynthetic process.
GUUCGUACUGGCCCUCUGUCUUGAAUGUUGAUCCAUGUAUCUAUGUACUCACAAUCAUCGGCUUGUUGAGACGCAAAAACAUGGAUUUGUGAUUUCGAUCUCUGUGCCUGGUGGGCAAUUUCUCUUAAAUGCCGCGGAUCUUUGCCAACCAAGUGUCAGUAGUGUUGGGAUUUGCUAUUAACUAAAAUGGCGUCGCUCAAGGAAAUUGCCAAUGGAUUUGGAUCCCUGUUCUACCUUGUGAACCCGUACGAAUCCAUGUACAAGACUGUCGAGGAUAUGCCUCAUCCCAAUGUGGUCGAGAAAGCAGGCUCCUACUUUUUUGUGCUCAUCGUUUUGGAGCAAUUGGUUCUUAAAUGGAAAGGAAAACCGGGAAUCCGUUUGAAUGACGGUUUAAUGUCCAUUGCCAAUGGUUUCAUCAUGGGUAUCAAAGAUGUUUUGAUUAAGGGUUUGUUGAUGCAAGGCUAUUUCUAUAUCUACGAUCAUCAUCGUAUCUAUGAGCUCCCUUGGGAUUCAAUUUGGACUUGGAUCAUUGCGGCGGUUGGAUCUGAUCUGGCCUAUUAUUGGAUCCACAGAGCUGCCCAUGAGGUCAACAUUCUUUGGGCCGCUCAUCAAGUACAUCACAGUUCGGAAGAAUACAAUCUGACCACGGCUUUGCGACAAUCAUUCAUGCAAGCUUUUGGCUCUUGGCCCUUCUAUUUACCAAUGGCCUUUUUUGUUCCACCAACUCAUGUCAUCAUUCACUCUCAAUUCAAUCUUCUCUACCAAUUUUGGAUUCACACCGAAGCGGUCAAAACCAUUGGGCCCUUGGAGCACAUCUUAAACACACCUCAACAUCAUCGAGUUCACCAUGGGUCCAAUCGCUAUUGUCUGGACAAGAAUUAUGCUGGAGUCCUAAUCAUUUGGGAUCGAAUGUUCGGAACAUUUGAGUGGGAGCGUCCAGGCGAAGACAUUGUUUACGGAUUGGUGGAUCAACCUCAAUACUUCAGUCCAAUGCGACAUCAGAUACACUAUUAUGUCAAAAUUGUAGAAAAAGCUAAUACCAUGGAUAACUGGUCGGAUAAAUUGUCAGCUUUCUUGAAAGGUCCUGGCUGGUUCCCAGGCACUCCACGCUUAGGGGAUAUCAUGCAAGUACCGGAGAGACAGAAUCGGAAAAAAUAUGAUCCCAAGGUUCCCAGUUGGGCCACGGUAUACGCCGCAUUGCAUUUUCUUUUGCUCUUCAUGGCAUAUGAUAACUUCAUCCGAUUUAACGUGGGUAUGUCGCAGAGGACGGUCACUCUAGUCAUUGGUCUUCUCAUCUGGACAUUGAGCAACAUUGGUUUCAUCUUUGACAAGCGACCCUGGGACUGGUUUUCCGAGAUUCUCCGCUGCAGCUUCAUCAUGGCCCUUCAAAUCUACCUGGGUUCCUUGCAGGGUUUCCAAAUUCCAAAUGAAAUUGUGUUCUGGGCCUUCCUCGCCUCAUGGGGAAUUGCAUCUGCGGCCUUUUUGGCUAAAUUCAUAACCUUAAGCACCUCAAACAAUAUCAAGAAGGACUAAUGAAGACAUUGUCUAGCUAUAAGAUAGCAUUUUUGUAUCAAUUCGUAGCUUUGACAAUUAACAAAUACAUAUUCAACAAAUUUG